Molecule: messenger RNA, 582 nt
Organism: Anopheles coustani
Lineage: Eukaryota; Metazoa; Arthropoda; Insecta; Diptera; Culicidae
Product: translation machinery-associated protein 16 homolog
Exons: 3
Coding region: 46-582 (178 amino acids)
Cellular component (GO): nucleus
Source: RefSeq, a predicted model, not a curated record
AACUCGUGGUGUGCUUCAGAAAAUCGGCGAAUUAUUGCUUCAAACAUGCCUAAACAAACAGUUAUCAAAGAGUUAGCAAAAUGUAAACAUCCCCAAAGCAGGAAAACUCUUGCCUUGGCUCGGAAGAUAAAGAAGAUAAGUAAUCGCGAGAAGAUUAAACUGGGACAUGCGGCCAAAGCGAACAUUAUCGGGAAGAAGUUAGCAUGGUUUGCGGAAAAGCUGGAAGGCCGAGAACAACCUCUACAGCCGUCGGAAUAUGAACAGCUCAUCGAUCUGUAUCUGCAGCGAUUCGAUGAGGAGCUCGAGCAAAUUAAAAUCGUACAGUCAAUCGGAAAACAUCGCGCAACUCAACACGCAGCACGAGAAUCGGUUAUUAAAACGACACUAGGAAGUGAGGUGCAAAACUUCAACAGCGGCGGUGGCCUCGAACUUCCCGAUUUGUGUGAUCCGGUACAGUUCAAAUUAUUCCAGGACUGGGAUGGCAAUGCGGCCAGUAUACAGCAUUUAACACUAAAAUUCAUCUCAAGGAAAUCACUUCAAGCAUCAAACGCGAUGGCAAAAGAGGACAAAAUGACUGAAUAA